Molecule: messenger RNA, 3683 nt
Organism: Zingiber officinale
Lineage: Eukaryota; Viridiplantae; Streptophyta; Magnoliopsida; Zingiberales; Zingiberaceae
Product: calponin homology domain-containing protein DDB_G0272472-like
Exons: 3
Coding region: 1267-3525 (752 amino acids)
Source: RefSeq, a predicted model, not a curated record
UAAGAAAUCUUCUUGGCUACAAUCCCCAUUAUUAUGAUUUGACUAUGCAGUGCGGCAAUUCCGAAAAAAGCCCAAAGAAGUCUACAUAAAGGGUGAGCUUUGAUGACUUUUGAGUAAUUUGUCCUAUUGAUAUGUGUUUGAUUUUAUCUGCUAAUCAAACUAACUCUUGACGAUCCAACAAAUCUAGAGUAGGGCUGAGGUUGGAAAAGAAAUUUUCAGUUUGCAGCUUCGCUGAAUCACUGCAGAAAUAAUUGAUCGAGGGAUGUUUCCACUGAAAUCUUCGGAUCGCUGACGGCUUGAUUAGCAGAUUGAACUGGGUGAAGCUCACUCAUAGAUGAGAAAGGGCAAGUCUUCUUGGGACGUGAUUCGAUAAAAUCGAGAAAGUGGGGCACGAUCCAAUUAAAAAAAAAAAUGGUGAAGUGCCGCCCAUGACUUUUCUUUGGAAUGUGUUCGCCAACUAGAGGCGUGAUCGAUCGAGGCUUUUUAUCGGGAUCUGAUAGCAAAAACUGUUCGUAUAACGAACUACGUAGGCGUCUGCGCGGGUUGGCAGCCAAAAGGGGAGACAGCUUAGCGUGGACAACAUGCACUAAGUGAAGCUAAUAAUUUUUCCCCCUCCCUCCAUGACUCCAUCAAUAUUCUCCCUCAAGUAAAUACUCAAACAGCUGUUGUAAAACAGCAUGAACAAUUGCCAUGACGCAUUCUAAAACCAUUCGAUGGACCUAGACAUUAUCGUUAUCUCGUGAGGAAUAAUGAGUUCAAGAAAAAGUAUGGCAAGUCUGUACAAUUUGAAUGAAGUCUGCAUCUGACGUGAAAUCAUUCUGCACGAUAUUGCCACUGUCACCUGAUAUGAUCACAGGUUAAGCUAGCCAGCCGGCUGAUCUAAUCAAUUUUUUUUUUCAUAGAUCGGUUGAAAAGGACACCUGAUGAACUGAGCACUGGCACUUUUCCCUCCUCCUCCUUCAUUUAUUUCUCCACCGAUGCAAAGAUUGUUCCAAGACAAGUGAUUUGGGAAGAAAGUAGACAAGAAGUUGAGCCAGUCUUUUCCACUGGAAACCCGGAAUCAGUUAGCGCAGCCUUAAGCAAUCUUUACUGGCACCUGGAAAUCUGUACUGACCUCACUCUCCUCUGUCUCUGGUACCAAAACCCACGCUAUUAACACGAGCUUCCCAUAAUUCGUGAUGGGAGGAUGUCACACGGCUCCUGAUGGCAUGGCGGAGAAUGUGAAGCCUGAGGUUGGCAAUUGACCAGCAAUUUGAGUUCUUGGCAAUGGAGGAUGAGCUUAGCAGAGCGGAGUGGGAGAUCGAGGAGCUAAAGCGGAGGCGAAAGGAGGACGCGCAGGCCAACGAGAAGGUGGUCAGCAUCUUCGCCGCCCGCGAGAAAAGAUGGAUGGCCGAGAGGCAGAGCCUCCGCCGUCAGAUCCAGGCGCUGCUCGGCGAGCUCUGCAGCCUCAAGUCCAGCGACGCCGAGUCCGCCUCGAACUUAAAGACCGCCUGCAAUGAGGAGUUGGAGGAGGAAUCGAGGAGGAGAAAGGAAUUGGAGAAGAAGGUGGAAGCCGGCGAACAGGUGGCGGAGGAGCUGAAGGAGAGGCUCAAGAAGGCAGCGCAGGAUCACGCGGAUGAGCUGCAGAAGCACAAGUCGAGGCUGGUGGAACUGCUGUCGAACCAAUGCCGGAUGGAGUCCGAGAUGAGGCGCGCGCUGGGGCAGGUGGAGGCGGCCAAGGAAGAGCUCGAGGUGGCGGUGCAAGAGAAAGAAGCGGCGGAGGCGAAGCUGUCUGAGGAGUGCGCACAGAUCCGGAAAGACUGCGAGCAGAAAGACAAAGUCUUGGGCGCGGUGCUGAGGAAAUCCAAACUCGACGCGGCGGAGAAGCAGGCGCUGCUCAAAGAAGCGAAGUUGCUGAGGGCGAAGAAGAGGCAGGUUGAGGAAGAGAUGGAGAGGUGCAGGAAGAUAUGGGAGUCGAAGCACAAGAGAGGAAACCCCAAAGAUCUUCUGUUGGAGUACCUCCAAGUCGAGGGAAAGAGAGAUCGCUGCUCUUCCGCUUCCAUCAGCUCCGACCUUCCAUUAAGCGAUGGAAAUUAUGAACCAGGACUCGAUGGCUUGCAGGAACUGCAAGACUGGGUUCGAACCCGGAAUGAGAAGCAUGCGACGAGCAUCCUCGAGCAGAGGCAACAUGCAGAGAUAGAAGCUUUCAUAGAGCAGAUAAGACAGAGAGACGAGAAGUUGGAAAGUUUUCAGCGGCAGGUUCUGGGAAGGGAGGUGGAGAUAAAGAUGCUUCGAUCUCACAUCGAAGGGCUCGAUGCGAGUCUGUCUCAUUUGAGGGAGGAGAACAUCAAACUGGAAACCCUGCUGUUGGAAAAGGAGAAGGAAAUGGAGCUACUGAAGGAGCAGCUCAGCUUCCUUUUUCAGCAUUAUCAGAAGAGCGAUGCAAGUUUCUCUCUUAAUCUUGAUACUUGCCCACAGAAGGCUCUCUGCUCGGAGGUGGAACUUAAAGAGAGGAAAUCAAGGGAGAAACAUAAGGAUUCACAGCCCAACUCUACUGGGAAAUUUUCAAAGAUCAAGGUUGAGAAUAGAAGAUCGAGGCAGCUGAGGUCAAAUGAAGAGAACAAACACAGGGCAAGCAAAGAUAUUGAUGUUAGCACAAUUAAUUCAACUACUCCGGAAACUAAUCAUUUUCAGCAACAUGACAAACACUGCAGAGAAGAUAUUUCUGCGGAACCAGAAAGAGCAGAAAGCUCAUUGAGGGAGGAUGGUGAGACUUCGGUGGCAUCACACUCUCCUAUAGAAGAAAUCAAAGAAGUUAAAGAGGUAAGCAUGAACCCUAUUAAUUCUAACAAGCAAACUGAUUUGCAAGAGGAUGCUGAAAUUUCUGACAAAUUUACGUCCCCUGAGCCAUCAUUUGCAAGAGACGAAUCUUAUUGGAAGACAGACAUUCAUGCUCUUGGUGUCUCCUACAACAUCAAAAGGUUGAAACAACAGCUACUUGUUCUUGAGAAGUUGGCUGGAUUACUGGCAAAGAAACAGUUCACAAACCUGGAUACAGUAAAUAAUGACAGUGUCGGAGCUAAUGACAUAAAGAUUGAUGAAAACAAGCAAAAGAUGAAAGGCUUCUUCCUAAUGAAAUCUUUGCUACACAAACAAGUGAAAAGAUAUCAGUCGCUAGAAGAGAAGACUGAUGAGUUAUGCAAGAGAUUGGAGGACAAUUACCGGUUAGGAAGCAGAAGAGACACACAAAGUGUCAGAACAAAGGAGCAAUCUGAAACACUCAUGUGCUAUCUGGAAGAAGCAUUUGAGCUACAGAAGUAUAUCGUGGCAACGGGACAGAGGUUCAUGGAAAUGCAGUCCAAAAUUAAUUCUACCUUCUCUGGAGCUGAUGCACAUAAUAAAUCUAUAGGCUUCAACUUGAGGCAGUUUGCUGAUAUUAUCAGAACUAUCUUUAGGCAAGUUCAGAAAGGCCUUGAGGUGCGAAUAGCUCGGAUAAUUGGUGAUCUAGAAGGGAAGUUGACCUGUGAUAGCAUUCUUUAUCAGUAAGGAAUACUCCUUUGCGGGUUCAGUCAUGUAUCUUCACGGCCUAAAGAUUAGACUUUCAGGUUGUCCAUCAAUGUGUUUUUCUUUUAAACAAAAAACAAAAAAUCUCAGUGGCUGAAUAAUGUAGGAUUUUACAGUCAAUUUAAUGUUGGUUUCUUCUA